Messenger RNA from Myotis daubentonii (Daubenton's bat), 1581 nucleotides. RefSeq names its product cilia and flagella associated protein 157 (gene CFAP157). NCBI's taxonomy places the organism in Eukaryota, Metazoa, Chordata, Mammalia, Chiroptera, Vespertilionidae. Gene Ontology annotation, cellular component: cilium; ciliary basal body. Gene Ontology annotation, molecular function: microtubule binding. Gene Ontology annotation, biological process: sperm axoneme assembly. The transcript is spliced from 9 exons. The record is from RefSeq and is a predicted model, not a curated record.
AUGGCUCCCAAAAAGAAGGCAAAGAAGGGGGCCAAGGAGCCCGAGGCCAAGAAGAAAGGUGCCAAGAAGGAGCCCAACGUGGCCAUGGAUAUGGUUUUGGCCGAGGAGCUACGGGAGUUCUACCACAUCCAGAUCCGAGACCUGGAGGACAGGCUGGCCCGGUACCAGCACAAGUGGGAUGAGCUGGCCGUGCAGGAGAAGCUGUUCCGCCAGGAGUAUGAGCAGCUGGCCAGCAAUAAGAAGGAGAUUGUGGCCUUCCUCAAGCGGACGCUCAACCAGCGGGUGGAUGAGAUCGCCGACCUCAACGAGCAGCUGCAAAGCCUGCAGCUGGCCAAGGAGAUGGAGAAGGACGCCUUUGAAGCCCAGUUAGCCCAGGUGCGCCAUGAGUUCCAGGAGACCAAGGACCAGCUCACCACGGAGAACAUCAUCAUUGGGGGGAAGCUGGCAGCCCUGGAGGAGUUCCGGCAGCAGAAAGAGGAUCUUUCGGAGAAGUUCACGUUGCUGGAGGACCAGCUGCAGAAGCAGGAGUACGAGUACAAGGACUACAUGUACAACCUGGAGAAGAAGUCGGUGCUGGACAGGGACAGAGUGAAGAAGGAAAUCAUUCAGCGUGUGAACCAGGUGGCCACUGACUUCCACAAGAUGGCCACGAGCCAGAUGUGGGACACAACGAAGCAGGCCAUCCUGGAGAACAACACUGUGACCCUGCAGCUGUCCCGGGUCUCCCAGCAUGGCGUGCAGCUGCUGCGGGAGAACGACCAGCUCAAGAGCAACCAAGACAAGCUGUGCAAAGAGCUGGAGCUGCUGCAGAACGCCAAGCAGGCCAUGGCCAAGCACAGCAGAAACCACCGUAAGAUCAUCCUCAUGCUGACGGAGAAGUGCCACAAGCAGCAGGAGGGCAGAGAGGAGGCUGAUCAGCUGCGCUUCCUGCUGGGCGAACUGGAGCAGAAAGUCCUGCAGCUGCAGAAGGAGAAGGAGGCGCUGAGGAGCCAGAAAGUCCAGCUGAACCAGCAGCUGGCGCAUCAGCACAGGGAGGCGAAGCGGCUGCAGCAGGAGCUGGCCAAAGAGCAGAAGAUGCGGGCGAGCCUGGCGACGACCCUGACCCACACCACCAACUUCCUACAGAACAUUCUGCAGGUGAACAAGUGGGAAGAGGACGGCAACUACGAGAUAGUGUUCCAGUUGCACUGCAAGGAGAUUCUGCGGCAGCUGCUGGCCAUGCUCAGCUCAGGCGUGGUCCUAAGCCCCCCGAUGAUUGUGGGUCCCCACCAACAACAUAGCCACCCAGACAGGUGAGUGAUGACACCACCCCCUCCCCGCAGCCAGUCCAGCAUCUCGCUACCUAAGACUGGGUCAAUGCUCCAACGGCUGUCCGACCUCCAGACCUCCCAGCUGGCAGACCUGGGCCUGGUGCCUCGACAGGUCCGCAUCUCACCCAACCCUGAGGACCUCAGGCUGCUCUCACACUUCACUCGGAUGAGAUCAUUCCAGACACUCAGCAGCACUGAGGUGAGAACCUCGGAGUCUUCCAAAAAGAUAAAAAAGCUUAGUCUUCCUGAAGUUUCCCUGUUUUCCAAGUAA